Messenger RNA from Sphaeroforma arctica JP610, 1337 nucleotides. RefSeq lists its product as hypothetical. Gene Ontology annotation, molecular function: metal ion binding; RNA binding. NCBI's taxonomy places the organism in Eukaryota, Ichthyosporea, Ichthyophonida. The transcript is spliced from 4 exons. The coding region runs from base 1 to 549 and encodes 182 amino acids. The record is from RefSeq and is a predicted model, not a curated record.
AUGCGUUCGAGAUUGAGCACCAACGGUGACGAGUGCCAGUAUCUCCACGUAGACCCCUCUGCGAAGAUACAGGACUGCCCCUGGUAUGCGAGAGGCUUCUGCAAACAUGGUCCUGGUUGCAGGCACAGACACUCGCGUAAGGUACUGUGCCAGAACUAUCUCUGCGGCUUCUGUCCGGAAGGACCGAACUGCAAGGCGGCGCACCCCAAUUGGGACACAGUCACUAAGAUUGGCCACGACGGGGCUGACGGAUCCACUCAGGAUGUCAUACACAUCACCGGAGACGGCCUGGGAGGUUUGACAGACAAGGACCUCGCCUAUCAACAGCGCCAGCGUAUGCAUCAAGAGAACAUGAAAGCCCAGCAAGCACAGUACCAGCAGCAGCUGGCUUAUCAAGCACAGCAGUCAGCUAAUGGAGGGGACCAACAGGGGGGCAUGGGCAUGGGAGGGGGUGGCAGGGGCGGCAGAGGGGGUGGUCGAGGGGGCUAUGAGGGGGGUAGGGGUGGAUAUGAUGGCCAGAGGGGACGGGGUAGAGGGCGGGGAAUGUAGGUGGGAAGCUGGAAAAGCCGAAAGGGAGGAUGCAGGAUCUGAAGAAUGUGGGGUAGCUCUGGGAAUAUCUCCGGAGUGAUUUCCUCUGACACAAGAAGCUCAGUUGCUGGAGGGUGGCCGCUGAGGCCGGGAUCGAGUUCGGGCGGGUUAGGUUCACACACUUCUUGUGAUGGUAUGCUUGAGAAGAGGCUGUGGCAUGAGUGGUUCUGGUGGAUGUGCACGUGAGGGUGUGUGGUCCUACAUAUACAGCAAGCGUUAGAGACUGUGACCGAUACAGGCCACACCGCGGUGACACUUGAGUGCUGUCGCUGUACGCUGUAUACUGCCCUGACGAGCACCGACAGAUUCUAGAGUGGUCUGACUGCACUACACAACACCAACACAAGGCUGGUCUACGGUGUUCCGAAAGCAGGUCCAUCUCGUAUCUCGUACAUGCGUAUCUCAAACCCUAAACCCUGCUUUAUGUAGAAUUAUAAUCAUAUACGGCCAUGAGUCGGGAAAGUCUAACAACGGCACAUACAGUGCGCCCAUAAUCACACAUUGAGGACCGCGGUGAAGUGGGGGCCAACUUGUGACCCCCGACCAUGUACGCAGAAUAGGGCCGAAACGCACCCAGCAAAUAUUAAUACAAUGAAAACAGAUUACUCGGCAACAGUGAGGAAUGCAGUGAGGACUGAGGUUGGUGCAGAAAAGCGCCAGAAUGAAUUAUGGCUGGAGCCAUAUGUGGAAGUUGAUGGGCCAGUGCAGCAGAUAUGCUAUUGUAUGAUCUGAUGAUCCGCCCUAUAUGG